Molecule: messenger RNA, 1104 nt
Organism: Aspergillus pseudotamarii
Lineage: Eukaryota; Fungi; Ascomycota; Eurotiomycetes; Eurotiales; Aspergillaceae
Product: class I SAM-dependent methyltransferase
Exons: 1
Coding region: 244-999 (251 amino acids)
Source: RefSeq, a predicted model, not a curated record
UUAAUCAAGAUGAAGUUUGGUCCAAAAUGUACGUGCAAUAUGAAAAGUGACAAGGGACACCUGUUAGUUCGGAGAGCGCCGACAGAGCAAUAUAGUCAGGCCAUUAUGCAGGAAAAGUGCCCGCUUUGCCAAGCACCCUUUUUCAGAUCAGCAGUAUUUACAAGUAGCAGUAGCUCUAGUCUUCUUGGAAUUCGUCACAUCCCAGCAUUGACUGACCGUCGCCAUUAAACCCUCGAUUCGAAAAUGCCAGUCCAAAAAUACGACACCAUCGGAGAUUCCUACAAUGACGUCGCCCAAAUCACCACAGGCAAGCUCCAACUAGCAGCCAUACAAUCCCUAAUCGGCGACGUCAAAGGACUCACCAUCCUCGAACUAGCCUGUGGGCCAGGAUUCUACUGCCGAAAGGCCAUCUCAUGGGGUGCCAACCACGCCACGGGAAUAGACAUAUCCCCAAGGAUGAUCGAAGCAGCACGCAGCAGCGCAAAAGGGGACAGGCGAAUUGAAUUCCACAUCGCAGAUUGUAGCCAGCCAUUGAACGUCAACGUGGGACAAUUCGACCUCGUCCUGGCACCAUGGUUACUAAACUACGCCCGAAACGAGCAAGAGCUUAUAGGCAUGUGGCGCAACAUCUAUCACAGCUUGAAGCCCGGGGGUAAGGUGAUUGGGAUUAGUCCGAACCUGGAUCUACUGGAUGAUGGCCCUGCGGCGUUUCCUCGGGAGCGGCGUUUCGGGCAGGAUUUGGAAGUGCUGGGUCCGAUUGAGGAUGGGGGAUUGGAGGUUCGGGCGACUUUGUAUACGUCCACGCCUUUUUCUUUUACUAAUUAUUAUCUGCCGAGGGUGCUGUACGAGAGAUCGAGUUUGUUGGCUGGUUUGCGUGGUUUUCGGUGGACGUCUUUUACUGAUGAUGUCCUUGUGGGUGAUGUGGAUUGGGAUGCGUUUUUGACGUGUCCUCCUUUCUUGACUUUUACGGCCGCGCGGCCUUUGGAUGUCUUGAAAUGAGGUUGUUAACUGGCUUUAUUUUUGGUUGGGGAGGAGGAGAAGGGGGGAAGAAGGUAUAUUGUAUCUGGAUAUCUGGUACAUGUACUAUAAUUGCCAUUAUCAUUA